AUGCCCUACUUGCUCAUCAGCACCCAGAUCCGAAUGGAGGUGGGCCCCACCAUGGUGGGCGACGAGCACUCAGACCCGGAGCUGAUGUGGCAUCUGGGAGCCACAAAGAGAAACGUCCUGGGAAACAAUUUUUGUGAGUACUACGUCAAUGACCCUCCCCGCAUAGUCCUGGACAAGCUGGAACAGAAGGGCUUCCGUGUGUUGAGCAUGACAGGGGUGGGCCAGACGCUGGUGUGGUGCCUACAUAAGGAGUGA
Messenger RNA from Chrysochloris asiatica (Cape golden mole), 255 nucleotides. It is a transcript of the gene GCHFR, whose product is annotated as GTP cyclohydrolase I feedback regulator. The coding region runs from base 1 to 255 and encodes 84 amino acids. Gene Ontology annotation, cellular component: cytoplasm; nucleus. The transcript is spliced from 3 exons. NCBI's taxonomy places the organism in Eukaryota, Metazoa, Chordata, Mammalia, Afrosoricida, Chrysochloridae. Gene Ontology annotation, molecular function: GTP cyclohydrolase binding. Gene Ontology annotation, biological process: negative regulation of biosynthetic process. The record is from RefSeq and is a predicted model, not a curated record.